GACUUGAGACUCUGCUGUUGUCAGUUUCAACAAAAUGGCUGCUGGAGCGCCACAAACGAAAACCAAGUGAACGCUUCACGUCAGUGCAGUAUCAUUUCUAAAAGGAUGCAUUGGAAUUUCCCGACCGUCGGGACACUUAUUCGUGUGGACUCGUUUACAUACGUAUUAGCGAACUAGAGGCAUGCUGAAAUAUUCCCUUUACGCACUUUAUACACAUCCAAAAGCAUACAAAAGCUCAAACUGCCAGUGUGCGCGAGUCUGUGUGGGUGUGCGCGUCUGUAGCUGCUCCUGAAAAUCGCCGAAAUGUUACAGCUGAUCAACCUCGCCGACGUGCAAAAUUGUCGUUCAAUGUCCUUCUCACUGUUUGCACUGGUAUUUUAGAGUUGUGUUCCCCCCUCUGGAUAAAUUCCACUGCAGAUUGAGAGGUGAAUUCCUCAACUGGAAAGUCAGGCUCGCCAUUGCAGCUCACUGCAAGAGUCUGACUGCGACUGAAUCUAUCUGUGUCAGUACGGGUAUCGACAACAUCCUCUUUCACCAUGCAGCUCAUGCAUCACAGCUGAACAGCAGACCGCAGGUGCUCCGUGUGCGAAAUAAAGCCUUGGCACAAAAGACGUCACACAAGAGGAGAACCAUUUGAUGGAAGAAAAGAAAAAGAAAAAGCAAGAGGAAAAGAAAAAGAAGGAAGCUGCUCAGAAAAAGGCUGCUGAACAGAAAACCAAAGUGCCAGACUCUGCCAAGCCCAGCCCCACCCCUCCUCCCCCCACCAACCCCAGCACCGCCACCAACCCGUCCGUGCCCUCAGCCAGCAGCAGCACUGGUGGCAAUGGCAAGCGCGCACCCUCCGGCAACCAACAGCAGCAGCCGGCAGCCCCUCGCUACCCGCCCCGAGAGGUGCCCCCUCGUUUCCGUCAACACGAACACAAGCAGCUACUGAAGCGGGGCCAACCUCUGCCCGCCGGAAGUACGGCUCUUGCGCAGCCAGUGUCCGCCAACCCUACGUCUCAGCCCUUCUCCUGCCAAACCCACCCAGAGCUGCCCCCACAGAGUGGCCUGGCAGCCCAGUAUGAGAAUAUAUCCCCCAAUCGCAGUGCCACUACAGCCUCUACCAACAGCUGCAGCGGCUGGGAUCCACUGAUUAUUGACGAGCGCGAUACGGAGGCGUGGCCUUCCAUUUCAUGCAAAGAAAGCCACGCCCCUGCAGGAUGCCCCUUGGACACUGAAAGUAUCAGUGACAUCAGCAGCAUGAGCAUGGCCACAGGAGCUGGCCAGCAAGGCCAUUUCUCCGCCAAUCACCCCAGCAAAGCCAAUGCCAGCCACUCAGGAGGUCUACUCUCUAGUCAGGGUGGGGCCAGCAGAGGCUGGGGCUCUGGCCCAUCUCCUGCGAGUGGAGGAGAAGGGAAGAAUGAAGUCUCCAGCACAUCAGUGGGAGCCAGGGGUUGGGGCUCCUCUAACUUUAACUUGAACUUAAACCCCAACGCCAACCCCUCUGCCUGGCCAGUUCUGGGACAUGAAGGGACCGGCAUGGGUGGCGGCAGCUCUGGAGGAAGCAACCCUCCUCCUAAUCUCUGUAGCCCACCGGGCUCUCUGCCCAGUCAGGGCCCUAGCAGCAGUGGCAGUAUAGGUGGUGCCAAUGGAAAUUCUGCAGGUAAUGGUGGCAGUGGCAAUGGCAGCACCGCAUGGGGUAGCAUUGUGCCCGGUGACUCCUCAGAGCCACACUCCACCCCAUCCACGAAUGUGUCUUUCAGCUCCGAACCUCAGAACCUUAACACUGAUGGACCAAAUCACACUAAGCAAGAGCCCAGAAGCCCUGGCCACAGCCUGCCUAACUGGGGGGUUGGGCCUGCAGGCAUGGGCUCAUUUGUGCAAAAUCCAGGAGGAGCCUCGCAGGUCAAUGGGGAUGAAGAACCUGUUUGGGGUAAUGGAGAUGCCAAGUCUGGUGGUGGCUCAAAAGACUCCGGUUGGGACUCAGGGAGCAGCUGGGGUCAAGGAGGGGCCUCAGGCACUUCUGGCUGGGGACAAGCUGCCUCAACUGGAGACUGGGGUAAGCAUUCCAACAGUGAGGCCAAAGGAUGGGAUUCUUCAGCCUCUCCAACCCAAGAGCAGCAGCUCAGUUCUUGGGGCCGUGGGGCCAAUGCCCCAGCCAGCGAGGGCAGCAGUGACAGCAUGGAAUGCAAUCCUCGCAGGAGGGUCCACUCAUCAAGAGACGAGGCUCCCCCUAUUCUGCCUGCCCAGGAUAUGGACCCUCGAGUUCUGUGCAACACAGGCUGGGGACAAACACCAGUGCGUCAGCACACCGCUUGGGAGACCGAAGAAGCUGCACGCUCCAACUCUAAGAAUGACAUUGGAACUGAAGCCUGGGGCUCAUCCUCAAAUGCAGCCAAUGUAGGACCAACACCAACUUCUGGCAGUGCCAACCCAAACCAUGGCACUACAUCCAGACCUGACUCUGGGGGCAAGAAUGAGGGCUCCUGCCCCAGUACUGGAGCUGCACCUGGAUGGGGCACAACCAUGCCAUCAGCCCAGGCUAGCUCUGGUUGGGCAGAUCCUCCCAGCAACAAAAAACCUUCUAGUGGUCCUGGAAGUUGGGGCAGUACCCCAGCUGGAGGUCCAGGUGGCAACCUGCAGAAAAGUGGUCAGACUUGGGGUUCAGAGGAGAAGUCUCCUACCUGGGAAGACAGUCACGCUAAAGCCAAACCACAGGGCUGGACUGAGGUGCCUAAACCUUCUCACGGAUGGGGCAAUGGACCUAGUGGAGAAAGCGGGUCUGGAGGAGAAUGGGGCGAACCUGGAGAUGGAAAGAAAAAUGGUCCCUCCAGCUCUACCUGGGAGGGAGAGGGUACCGGCUGGACUGAAGGCUCAAGAGGAUGGGGAAAGCCUGCCCCGGCUGUAGGAGGAAACUGGGGAGAUGCACAACACUCCAGUGUGCCAUCACAAGGAUGGAAUAACAAGCCCCAGGAGGGCACUAGUGGCAAUAGUGGCAGUGAGCGCAUGGGUUCUUGGGGAGGUCCUAACUCUGUAAAGCAGAGUAGCUCUGGAUGGGGAGGAGGAAAUGGUGGAGGUGUUAAACCUGACCAUGCUGGAGAGCCCACUGGAUGGGAGGAGCCCUCUCCACACUCCAUCCGACGCAAGAUGGAGAUCGAUGAUGGUACCUCAGCUUGGGGUGACCCAAGCAGUUACAAGAAGACAGUCAAUCUCUGGGACAGGAAUAACCCUGUCAUCCAAGGCAAACCAGGACCUGGCAAUGCCAACAAUGUACCCAACAACCAUCAUCAUCAUAAUCCCCACCAUAACCAGCCUCCCGUGCAGACCCACAGCCAUGGAGGGCCAAAUUCAAACAAUAAUCACAUUUCCCCUGAUAACGCUGGCCCACAUCAAACAGGGCCACCUCACAACAGAACAACCCUCAUGAAUCCAGGAUGGGGCGAGAUGACAAAUGUCCAUUCAAAACCUGAGCCCUCAUGGGGAGAGCCAGCCGCCCCUGCAGCAAGUGUAGACAAUGGCACUUCAGCAUGGGGUAAACCCCCAGGUGGCUGUGGCGGCUGGGGUGAUAAUGGCGCUGAGGUCUAUGGUCGAGGCAGCGGACCUCCUGGAUCUGCCCCCUGCAAACCUGCCCCCAAAUCUAUGCAAGAUGGCUGGGGUGGUGGAGAGGACAUGGGCCUGUCUGCAGGGCAGUGGGAGCAGGAUGAGGGUGACAUGUGGAAUAGCACUGCAUCUCAAGAGAGCAACUCUUCCUGCAACUCCUGGGGCAACCCACCCAAAAAGGGCCCACCAAAGGGAAAAGUCCCAAACAAACAGGAUGAUACUUGGAUAAUGAAUCGUCUCAUCAAGCAGCUGACUGACAUGGGCUUCCCUAGAGACCCUGCAGAAGAGGCUCUCAAGAGCAACAACAUGAACUUGGAUCAGGCCAUGAGCGCCCUGUUGGAGAAGAAGUCUGAACUAGAUAAACGGGGGAUGGGAAUCUCUGACUACAACAACGGCCUAGUCAAUAAACCAAUGGGCUGCAGACCUUCAGUCAUCUCCAAAGAAUCCUCCUCAGAUCGUCCCCCAUUCUUGGACAAGGAUGCUGGGCUAGCAGAUGAUGCCCAAACUUCACCGUUUAUGCCUUCUCCGAGCCUGAAGCUCCCAUUGGGUAGUGCUGCACUCCCUGGCCAGAGCCUUGGAGUUGCAAUGCAAAACUUGAACAACAGACAGAUGCAGAGUGGAGUGUUUGGUAGUAGCGGAGCAGCACAAGCCCGGGCCCUGCAGCAGCAGCCUCCUCCCCAGCCGUCAGUGCCACCUCUCAACUCGUCCCAGCCUAGUCUACGCGCUCAAGUGCCUCAGUUUUUCAGCCCUCAGGUUCAAGCACAGCUUUUACAGUUUGCAGCAAAAAACAUUGGUCUCAACCCUGCACUUUUAACCUCACCAAUAAACCCUCAGCAUAUGACCCUGUUGAACCAACUUUAUCAGCUGCAACUGGCGUACCAGCGUUUACAAAUUCAGCAGCAGAUGUUGCAGGCACAGCGCAGUGUUUCUGGCCCCAUCCGACAGCAAGAGCAGCAAGUUGCACGUACAAUCAAUAACAUGCAGCAACAGAUCCAGCAGCACCAGCGGCAGCUGGCUCAGGCUCUGCUGAUGAAACAACAACAGCAGCAGCCACCCACCUCACACCCGGGCCUGCAUCCUAACGUAGGCAAAUCAGCUCUGGACACAUUUCCAGCCCACCCCCAGGCCUCCAGCCUCUCUGUUUCCGACCUUCAGACCAAAGAGCCACAGUCUUCUCCAAACUCCUUCUCACCCUACCCUAUUUCUGGAUUGAACCCUAACAUGAAUGUAAACUGCAUGGAGGUGGGUGGCCUGUCUAUUAAGGACUCUCCUCAGCCUCAGUCGCGCCUGUCACAGUGGACACACCCAAACUCCAUGGAAAACCUCUCUGGCAACUCCUCUCCAAUGGAGCCCAACUUCAGCAAGCAUGGUGCCAUCUCUGCAGGCCCCAGUCUGGGUCCACCAACUAAACCCCCGCUGGAUGACUCCUACAGUCCCUAUAAUCUGAUUUCCAGCGCUGAGUCUCCUGCCAGCCCCCUGGCACCUCAUGAUAGCUGGGGUCCGGGAAAGAACACCAAUGACAAGAUCUCCAAUGGGACCAAUGUCAACUGGCCUCCAGAGUUUUGUCCAGGAGUGCCCUGGAAAGGACUGCAGAAUAUUGACCCUGAGACUGACCCCAAUGUGACCCCAGGGAGUGUUCCCAGUGGGCCCACCAUCAAUACCAACAUUCAGGAUGUGAACCGCUACCUGCUGAGAGACAGGAGUGGAGGUAAGCUGUCUGACAUGAAGUCCACUUGGUCUCCGGGGCCCAUCUCACACACCCAGGCUUCUCUCUCUCACGAGCUAUGGAAAGUUCCACAAGGACCCCGUAACACAACGGCUCCCACACGGCCGCCUCCGGGCUUGACCAACACCAAGCCUUCGUCCACGUGGGGCGGAAACACCCUCGGCCUGGUGGCUGGUUGGAGCGGCUCCUACUCUUCAGCAGGUACCACAUGGAGUACAGACAGUGCCAGCAGGAGCACUAGCUGGUUGGUUCUGAGAAACCUCACACCACAGAUUGAUGGUUCAACACUGCGGACACUGUGCAUGCAACACGGUCCGCUCAUCACAUUCCAUCUCAACCUGACGCAGGGCAAUGCUGUGGUGCGCUACAGUUCUAAAGAGGAGGCUGCCAAAGCCCAGAAGUCCCUACACAUGUGUGUUUUGGGAAACACCACUAUACUGGCAGAGUUUGCUGGAGAAGAGGAGGUGAACCGCUUCUUUGCACAGGGUCAGUCCCUCACGCCCACCACCAGCUGGCAGGCCAACCCCGGCACCAAUCAAACACGGCUGGGGGGCGGAGGGACGGCGGCCACGCACCCCAUCGGCCACUGGAACAGCAGCAGUCUCGGAGGAGGCGGAGGAGGAGCGGGCGGGACGGGGUCCGGCAGCAAGGCGAGCAACGAGCUGCUGUGGGGGGGUGUACAGCAGUACUCCAGCCUGUGGGGGCCGCCCAGUGCCGAGGACGGCCGAGUGGUGGGCAGCCCCACCCCAAUCAAUACGCUGCUUCCUGGAGACCUGCUGAGCGGAGAGUCCAUGUGAGAGCGCCAAGCGCUCGAACCCCCUAACCGCAGCGAAACAUGAACCUUCACGAGCAAAAACCAAGCAAAUCAUUUGGCGAUAAUCAACGUCAGUGGAACUGUGAAAAACCAAGAGACAGGAGGCUGAGGCCACACUUGCAUAGAGGCUGCUGACCUUCUUCCUCUUCUUAUUUUUGUUUUGUGUCUUUUCAUCUGUGUUACUUUGAUCAUUAGCCUUGGGUUACAGUAUUCUACAGACUUCUUACGAAGAACUGUGACUAAAAGAGAAGUGAACCUUUACCCGAGACUUUUCUCUAAAAACUGAUACCAGUGUGAAAGUGUAUUUUACUACAAACCGACGAGACAAGCUGCCAUUUUUUAAAAUUCCUCUGGCACGAGCACAUCCCGUCAGCCCAAUCGCAGCAUAUAGCCCUUUCCCCCCCCGAAGAAACGUGCGUCAUUCCAAACCAACUACUCCACUGUCUUUUCGACCGGAUCCAUGGCUUUUUUCAGUUGGAUCGUUUGGAUUAAUUAACAGCACUAAACUUUAGCCUUAACUGCUGAUCAGUCCCACUCCAUUUGUACUCUGAAGAAACUCAUCUUGAGAAUUGCACAUUUUCUCAUUUUCUGAGCCAGGACUGUCACGGUUUCGAUCUCAACCGCAACGUAUGCGCAUUCGUCCUUCCUGUUUCCCUCGGUUGCCAUCUGUCCUCGUAACUCUCGAAAGGACGGACAAGUAUCCCUCUGCACAUUUGAGGCAUUUCUUCUUAAGCUGAGAGGACACAUGGACAGCUGAGGAAUAUAUUAACCACUGCUCACAAAAAAAACUGUACAGGAAACACUUUUUUUUUUAAGAUGGACUACUUUCUUUUUUCAAUGACCUCGGUCUUUCUCUCUCUCUCUAUCUCUCUCAAAAAAACAUAAGCCCUCAUUGUCGUUCGUCUGAAGUGCAAUAUAUGCCACAGACUCUUCCGUCCAUCUUUACGCAGUGCUUUUUUGCCGGUGAACGGUAGGAGCUCGCCUGGGGACAGGCGGGGGGAAAAAAAUCAAAGACUCGUCUCCUGCCGUGUCCACCAAGCGUGGGACUGAACAGAAGAGGACUCUCUCAGUGUGUAAGCCCAUGGUGAUGAAACUUUCACAAGCACUUCCUCUACACACUCAAGGACAAGUGUGACUACAGGGGCAACAGGGGCUUCAAACCAAAUAAGAGGUGUUUCUUGUAACCCAGUAGACAAAGUGCAUUUUUUUUUUUUUUUUUUUUUUUUUUUUUUUUUUUUUGGUUGUCGUUGUUGUAUUUGGUACAAAAGUAUGGAACAAAGAAGGCGUGGUUUCUUCAUAGCACUUAGCAAGAGCGUCAAGCUCCGACUUCAAUGCCAACAAAUAGACGUGUGAAACUGACAAAAAAGCAACGAUGAAAAGCAAUCUACCGAACUUCUCCUCCACGCUCCUUUUUGAACUCUAAACGGAUUUUGCCGUUCCUUUUCUUCUUCGUCUUCGUCUUUCCACGGUCUGAAGUCAGACAUUUCGAAACGGUAGCAAAAUGAAGGGAUGUCUGAUGUCUGAAAAAAACAAAACAAAACACCACCACAACAAGACUGAAGCGUUCACAUGUUUUUUUUUGGUUUUCUUUAAGAUGAUAUAUAUCAAAGUAAAUAUCACUGUUACAGUACUCCAAAAUCAUUAGCCUUUUUGUCUGGAGAUGCUAGACGUGUUGUAAUGUUUCUAAUGGAUUCUGCGGGUUUCCCGCCUACCUGUAUGAUAAGUGUGGCCAUUGAGUGCCUAUCUGCUGUGGCGCCUCGGGUGCCCACACUUUUGACUUUUGACCCGCUGUGCCAGGCCGGCGCACCAGAUGCCAGAACGGACCCGCCUGGGCCGGAGCGGUGGCUCCUUCAGACCUGGCCAAUCAGUACGUACUACUACUGCGCCAGCACUCGACCUCGUCUCAACUUCACUCUCAUAGACUCUCUCUUUCUCCCUCUCAUGCAAAGAUCACUUUAGCUGGAAGUGGACAGGUUCGUUUUAUGUACUUUUUACGAUCGAUUGGGUUUUUCCCUUCUGGAAUCGCCAGUGUUGUUUUCUUUGUUUUUGAUUUUGGUCAACAUUGCUGUUGUUAUCGUCGUUGCUGUUGUUGAUGUUCUAUGGUUAUUUUGCGCUUUUUCGGUUUGCGUGUGUCAAUGCAGUGGUCUCUAUGGUAGCUGCUCUCACCAGCCCCUUUUGCUGCGCAUAUGCAGAAACACUCUUGAUUUAAGAGGCACACCUCAGCGUAAACGACUGAAAUGACAGAAAUGGGUCGGAGACGAAAGGAAGAGUAGGUCGCUGGUGCUCAGUUUGUCUUCUGCCUCUCCUCUGCACUUUCCUCCGCUCCGGUGUCUGGCCGCACACUCGCACUGGUGCUUACGACAAAGGGCAGGCAGAGUACACUACUUUACCUGGUCGCCUCUUCUCACAGUAAUAAACGCGAACGAUAACGGAGACUCGGUUCUCCACUUCUAUGCAAAGACCGACCGAGAGGUGCAGUUCACGGCCUUCAGCUUCAAUCCGUAGUUCUCUCCAAGCCCACUCUGCAGCUCGCCAGGUGAUCGUGCGAAGGCAGCUUCCUUAGUAAGAAACCGGCCCGCUUCGUUUGAACUGAUGACCAGGCCCUCACUGUUUACUCUCUGAAUGAUCUCUUACAUUAUGUACAUGCAGUCUCAGGGCAGCCUCAGAGAACCCCAAACUGUUUUAUCGUCACAAGGAGGGCGUUAUCACAUUAUCCGACGCGGCUUUAAAGACGGGUGGGCGAGUGGACUAUAUACAUUGUCUUUUUAGAUCCCGAUCUUAACCUAGACAUGAUUUCUAUCAGAGUGGACUUAUCAUUUCUUGAAACAGAGCACAUGGAGAUGGAGAGGUAGAAUGCAGGUUGGCACCAAGACAGACGGGUAGCACCUUAUCCCGGGUAUCAAACGCAUACGUCCGGGAGGACUGCUGAGAAUCAAACAGGGAAUCCAGAAUGUUUAGGUGCACUGUAGAUGGUUCACAUUUGGGUACAUCUUUUUUUCUUUAACCAAAACGGUUUUUGUCUGAUUAUUAUUGAUAUUGUUGAAAAGGAAACUUUAAUUCUGUAAUACACUCUUGACUGAAGUGCUUCUCUCUGCAAGCCUUUGACGCCCUUCGUGGCACACAGAUGACUCUGGGGUUGCUGUAUUGAUGGUAUUAAAUUCUGUCCUGACCCGAUGUUGUAGGGGAACGGUGCAGAUUAUUUGUUAUUUUCAUUUUUUUUUCUUUUAAAACAGGUCCAGGUCCUUACAGACCUAUUGUAUCAGGAGGCCUGGGGCACAUGCCAGUUGAUACCAAGUCUUAAAAGGGGAAAGUCCCUUUCUGGAAGAUUUCUUUCUUUCUUUUUUUUUUUCCGCACUCGAGUGACACUAGCAACAAUCACUAUUGCCUGUUUUUGAAGAUAUAUAUAUUUUUAACUGCCUUUCUCUAAGCUGUACUCGAGACCACGAAAAACAAACGUCCAAAACGUGUUUGAAAUCCAGAGGAUUGCCUGGCAAGACUAGCUAGCUAGCCAACAAGUGCCCGGUCCUUUACAUGUACUGGGUCUUACCGAUAAGACUAAUGUACCCCAGCUCCAGAUGCAACUUAGUUUAGAUAGGAAGGCUGCUUCGAUCGUACAAAAAAAAAAAAACAGGGCCUGGGUGAAGGUGAGCUCUAAGAAACACAAAUCCUCUUUUCUUAGGGUCCUAGAAUAUGCACAUGCUGGUUGAUAUACAUGUACAUCUGAAAUCCUGUGUAUGUAUAUAACUGGUCUUUUUUUUGUUUGUUUUUUUUGGUUUAUUUACUUUUGGUUUUCAGGCCCCGUUUCCUUCUCUUCAUAAAUUUUACCUAGAUGAUAAGAAGCAUAAACAUAUCAAAAUGAUACAAAUUAAAAAAACACAAAUACUUGAAUCAAAAAGAAGCGCCAAUAAUGUAAUGUGAACUUUUUUUGUAAUAAUUUUUGUCAUUCAUACACUUCCAAGCUUUUUGAUAACAUCAGUUCAAACUGAACAAAAAAACUUAGUUAAAAAAAAAACAACAAAAAAAACUUAAAAAAACAAAAACGAAAAAAAAGCAAAACGACAUCGGUUGUAUGUGAGUGUUUGCACAAGAUUGCGUGUACUGUAUGACGAAUGAAUGCGAAUUCGUUUGCCCGUGUGUGUGUGUGUGUGAGUGGGUUCGAACCAAUGUAUGCUAGUGAUUACAGUGGAUUUGUUUGCGCCUUUGUUUCAUUUUAAGCAUCUUUUUGUCUCUUUUGUUGGCUAGUCGAAAAUAUAUUCGGAUGUGUAUUGUUAUCGUAUUUGUUAUUAGCUUUGUUAUUAGAGUUGCACUGAGUGUCUGCUUCCCCUCAUUCAGCUAAUCGUACAACAUGAUAUUAAAGUACUAAGGGGACAAGGUGACAAUUCAUGUGUUAAUGUUUACUCAAGGACUUAUUGAGAAAAAUAACAAGUGUGUUUUUUUUAUCUGUAAUACGAUUAUCUACCUUAUAGUGGCUUUUAUUGUGGAAUAAUCCAUGAUAAAGAAAUGGAUUAUUUUGAGUAUUGCACCAUUUGUUUUUCAGAUUAUAAACAGAAAAAAGCAAAAUACUAACAAAAAAAAUAUAUGAAUAUAAAAAGUGGGGAACUUUUGUUUUAUUCGAAGAACUGUGGCCAUAGAUUUCGAUGUUGAGGGACUUGUAACUCCCCAUGUUACACCACGAUGAGCUGGAUAGACAUCUGGAGAAGAGUUUCUUACAAGACUCAUUUCAGAGGUGCCUACCUUUCUGGUUUGCUUUUUUUUUUUUUUUCUUUUUUUUUUUUGGUCGUUAUUGUUCGUAUCUGUUCUAGUUUUCUUCUUUGUGCAAGGCCACCAUCAGUUUACAAGCAUUUCAUGUUUUUCUGAAGUUCGAGGAAAGGAAAUUUUGCGAUGGGAUUGUCGUGAGGAGAAAAGAUCCUAAAGGACAUGUACUUCCAUCAAAUGAAUAACGCAAACACUUUACGGAAUGAAGAUUAUUGUGCUACUUGCAGAACUCUGGGAUUGAUCAGUGUUGUCAUGUUUUUGUUUUUUAUUUAUGUUGGCAAUGUUACUUUCGUAGGUUAUGAAAGCCUGUACUUUUUUUUUUUUUUUGAAGCAAAAAACAUUUCCUUUGUUUGAAAAAAAACAAAAAAAAAAAGAGAAAAGAAGACAUAAUUGUUCACUAUCUUGCACACACAAAAAAGUGGAUCAUGUCUCAGGAAGGCAAGGGUUCCAGAGUACCAACUCCACGCCAUUUAAUGUUCGUUUUUAGAGAAAGAGGAUAACAGAAAAAAAAAGGAGGAAAAAAAAAAACAUAAGCACUGAAGGUUAUGGAUUUCAGAAGAAGAAAAUACCUUUGUUUCUAAAUCCGUAGCAGUUACAUAUUUACCAAAUAAUGAACACUUAAUGAACUUUAAAAAAUGGAGUGCUUUAUAUAUAAAUCUAUAUAUUGAAAUUGCUUUACAUUUUAAACAAAAUGAUCAAUGAUUUUGAUUGUUCAAAAGACGGUGAAAGAACAUACAAAUGCUGUAUGUUUGAAUCUUUAUUGUAUUUUCUUAACAUGAGGUCCCUUCCUGUUGAAAUCAGGACCAUUGUGCAUUACUAUUUCUUUCCUCUUUGUCAUUCUGUCUCUUGUGGCGGGUAUUACGUAAUGAGAAAUGAAAAAGACGAGGGGUUGGGGGGCAGGAUUUCUCUUGUCAAAUUGAUCGAUUUUAAAGAGAAAACAAAAAGCUGGUUUAUACGGAUCAUGAUCUAUGCACAAGGGGGGUGGUUGGUGGGCUUCUUAAAGCCUCUGUGACCCAUCUCUCAUUGGGAUUAGAGGGAUUUCUUUUUCUGUGUGUCCAUUUAUUGUGCUCAUUUGUCUCCCUUCCCCCCCCCACCGACCCCAUCUUAUUUCCCAUUUUUCAUGUUUCUUACAUACAGUACAUCGCCAUGCUGUGUAUUCCUAAACCAAUGAACGUCUCAUUCUGAAGCACUGUGGGGGUUUUUUUGUAGCCCAUGACUUUCAAGGUUGUCUGUGUUCUGCAUGAGUGAGUGAGUGAGUGAAUGAAUGAGUGAGUGUGGAUGGAGAUACUGCUUUUGCCUUUUGAUUUUAAAUGUUAAGGAAUAUGUCUGUACUGAGAUUUUAAAAAGUCAGUGGCUUUUAAUGUUUUUGUUUUCUCUCUUUCUCUCUCUUUCUCUCUUUCUCUCCUCAUAGAAUGUGAUUGUUGACAUGCACCGAAAAAAAAAAAUGUUUUGAACUAUGGAGCUUCUUUCAAACAAUUAAUAAAUUGCAUUUUUGUUCUUGGC
Labeo rohita (rohu) is the source of this 12380-nucleotide messenger RNA. RefSeq names its product trinucleotide repeat containing adaptor 6C1 (gene tnrc6c1). Gene Ontology annotation, cellular component: nucleoplasm; P-body. Gene Ontology annotation, biological process: miRNA-mediated post-transcriptional gene silencing; positive regulation of nuclear-transcribed mRNA poly(A) tail shortening. Bases 637 to 6105 code for a protein of 1822 amino acids. NCBI's taxonomy places the organism in Eukaryota, Metazoa, Chordata, Actinopteri, Cypriniformes, Cyprinidae. The record is from RefSeq and is a predicted model, not a curated record. The transcript is spliced from 22 exons. Gene Ontology annotation, molecular function: RNA binding; protein binding.